AUGACCACGCUACUCUUGGUUUUCGUGACUCUGCGGGUCCUCGCGGCAGCCAGGGCAGAGGAAAUGCCAGACCAUGACAACGCGCUGAGCGUGAGCAUCCCGCAGCCAUCCCCGCUGCGGGUCCUCCUGGGCUCCUCCCUCACCAUCCCCUGCUACUUCAUCGAGCCCGCGCACCCCGUGACCACCGCCCCGUUCACCGCUGCGCUCGCCCCGAGGAUCAAGUGGAGCCGCGUGUGGAAGGAGGAGGAGGUGGUGCUGCUGGUGGCCACCGAGGGCCGCGUGCGCGUCCACAGCGCCUACCACGACAAGGUCUCGCUGCCCAACUACCCCGCCAUCCCCAGCGACGCCACCCUGGAGCUCCAGAGCCUGCGCUCCAACGACUCGGGCGUCUACCGCUGCGAGGUGACGCACGGCAUCGCGGACAGCGAGGCCACCCUGGAGGUGGUGGUCAAAGGCAUCGUGUUCCACUACCGCGCCAUCUCCACGCGCUACACGCUGGACUUCGACCGGGCGCAGCGGGCCUGCCUGCAGAACAGCGCGGUGAUCGCCACGGCCGAGCAGCUGCAGGCCGCCUACGAGGACGGCUUCCACCAGUGCGACGCCGGCUGGCUGGCCGACCAGACCGUCAGGUACCCCAUCCACACGCCCCGGGAAGGCUGCUAUGGAGACAAGGACGAAUUCCCCGGCGUGAGGACCUACGGCAUCCGAGACACCAACGAGACCUACGACGUGUACUGCUUUGCGGAGGAGAUGGAGGGCGAGGUCUUCUACGCCACGUCCCCAGAGAAGUUCACCUUCCAGGAAGCGGCCAGCGAGUGUCGCCGGCUGGGCGCCCGGCUGGCCACCACCGGCCAGCUCUACCUGGCCUGGCAGGGCGGCAUGGACGUGUGCAGUGCGGGCUGGCUGGCGGACCGCAGCGUGCGCUACCCCAUCUCCAAAGCCCGGCCCAACUGCGGGGGCAACCUGCUGGGCGUGAGGACCGUCUACCUGCACGCCAACCAGACCGGCUACCCCGACCCCUCGUCCCGCUACGAUGCCAUCUGCUACACAGGUGAAGACUUCCUGGACAUCCCUGAAAACUUCUUCGGACUGGGCGGCGAGGAGGACAUCACCGUACAGACGGUGACCUGGCCGGACCUGGAGCUGCCGCUGCCCGGGAAUGCCACGGAGGGGGAGGCCCGGGGCAACGUGAUCCUCACCGCCAAGCCCCUCUUCCACCUCUCCCCCACCACCCCGGAGCCCGACGCCCCCUUCCCGGUCGCCCCUGAGGCCACCAGGCCCUGGGACCUUCCAGAAGAAUCCACGCCCGGGCUGGGCCCCGCCACGGCCUUCACCAGCCAGGACCCCGUGGUACAGGUGACCGUCGGACCAGGCGCAGCCGGGCUUCCAGGACAGCCUGGCUCAUCGGGGGGGGUGGUGUUCCACUACCGCCCGGGGUCCACGCGCUACUCGCUGACCUUCGAGGAGGCCGGGCAGGCCUGCCUGCGCACGGGGGCCGCCAUGGCCUCGCCGGAGCAGCUGCAGGCGGCCUACGAGGCGGGCUACGAGCAGUGUGACGCCGGCUGGCUGCGGGACCAGACGGUCAGGUACCCCAUUGUCAGCCCCCGGACCCCAUGUGUGGGCGACAAGGACAGCAGCCCCGGGGUCAGGACCUACGGCGUGCGGCCGUCAUCGGAAACCUACGACGUGUACUGCUACGUGGCGGAGCUUCAGGGGGAGGUGUUCUUUGUCACUCGUCUGGAGCAGUUCACCUUCCAGGAAGCCGUGGCCUUCUGCGAGUCCCAGAACGCCACCCUGGCCUCCACCGGGCAGCUGUACGCCGCCUGGAGCCGCGGCCUGGACAAGUGCUACGCCGGCUGGCUGGCAGAUGGCAGCCUGCGCUACCCCAUCGUGACCCCGAGGCCCGCCUGCGGCGGGGACAAGCCGGGCGUGAGGACCGUCUACCUCUACCCCAACCAGACCGGCCUGCCCGACCCGCUGUCACGACACCACGCCUUCUGCUUCCGAGGUGUCUCAGUGGCGCCCUCUCCGGGAGAAGACAAGCAUGGCACAGCCACACCACCCACCGGCCCCGAGGACUGGAUCGUCACACAGGUGAGGCCGGACGUGGCCGCCGUCCCCCCAGGGCUGGACAGGACCCUGGCCCCCAGCUCCACCAUCGAGCCCGAAAACCAGACUGCAUGGGAGCCAAUCGACACCUCGGUGGCCACAGCCUCACCAACAGGGACCCCUGCCACGUGGACUGCCAGUGGCCCAGAAGCAGAGAGCACCACGGAAGGGGCCACGGAAGGAGCCACAGGCGGACCUACUGCCACUGCUGCUGAGCCUGUGGAACCCUCUGCCUCUGAACCUCCAGAGGGGCUGUCCUCACCGUCACCCCGCGGGACCGAGCCGCCUCUGCCGGGCUCUGGGGAGACGUCGGGGGCCCCUGACCUCACAGGCAGCGGAGAGGCCUGGGGAGGCCCCGACGCCAGCGGCCAGCCCUCAGGGGGCGCGGGGAGCGGCCAGCCCUCCGGCGACCUGGACCUCCACAGCUUCACCUCCGCAGCGGGCUCCGGGGAGGAAGACGGUGUAGAGCCAGCCAGCCGGCCUGGGGUUGGCAGUCUGCCCUCUGCAGGCCAGGGUGCGGACGGCUCCACCUCCGGAGCAGAGGACCUCAGCGGGCGGCCUUCUGGAGAAGAAGGUCUAGAAACUUCUGCCUCCGGACUAGGGGACCUCAGCGGGCGGCCUUCUGGAGGAGAAGGCCUAGAAACUUCCACCUCUGGAGGAUGGGAUGUCAGUGGGUGGCCUUCUGGAGGAGAAGGUCCAGAAGCUUCCACCUCUGGAGUAGACCUCAGUGGAAUUUCUUCUGGAAGAGAAAAUCUAGAAACUUCUGCUUCUGGGAUAGAGGAUCUCCAUGUGCUUCCUACUGAAAAAGAAGGUCUGGAAACUUCCACCUCUGGAGGAUGGGAUGUCAGUGGGCUGCCUUCUGGAGGAGAAGGUCUGGAAACUUCUGCAUCUGGAAUAGAGGACUUCAGUGUGCUUCCUACUGGAGAAGGUCUAGAAACUUCUGCAUCUGGAGCCGAGGACCUCAGCAGACUUUCUUCUGGAAGGGAAGGUCUAGAAACUUCUACUUCUGGAGAUGAGGGCCUCAGUGUGCUUCCUACCAGAGGAGAAGGUCUAGAAACUUCUGCGUCUGGAGCAGAGGACCUCAGCAGACUUUCUUCUGGAAGGGAAGGUCUAGAAACUUCUACUUCUGGAGAUGAGGACCUCAGCGUGCUUCCUACCAGUGGAGAAGGUCUAGAAACUUCUACUUCUGGAGAUGAGGGCCUCAGCGUGCUUCCUACCAGUGGAGAAGGUCUAGAAACUUCUACUUCUGGAGAUGAGGGCCUCAGCGUGCUUCCUACCAGUGGAGAAGGUCUAGAAACUUCUACUUCUGGAGAUGAGGGCCUCAGCGUGCUUCCUACCAGAGAAGGUCUAGAAACUUCUGCGUCUGAAGCAGAAGACCUCAGUGUGCUUCCUACUGCAGGAGGAGAUCUGGAGAAUUCUGCGUCUGGAAUUGAGGACCUCAGCAGGCUGCCUUCAGGAAGGGAGGGCCUAGAAACUUCUACCUCCGGAGCUGAGGACCUCAGUGGGCUCCCUUCUGGAGGAGAGGACAUGGUGGGCUCUGCGUCUGGGGCCCCAGACUUGGGCUGGCUACCUUCAGGAACGCCAGGAAGCGGCCAUGCUCCCGAAGUGAGCGGCCUCCCCUCUGGAUCCAGUGGUGAGUAUUCUGGAGGGGACCUUGGGAGCGGCCCAGCCUCGGGCCUGCCUGACUUCAGCGGCCUCCCCUCUGGACUCCCGACGGUCUCCCUUGUGGACGCCACACUGGUGGAAGUGGUCACGGCCACCACGGCCAGCGAGCUGGAAGGGAGGGGGAUCGUCAGCAUCAGCGGUGCUGGGGAAAUCUCCGGGCUGCCCGUCGGUGAGCUGGACACCAGUGGAUUUGCUUCGGGAGCCGAGCUCAGUGGCCUCAGCGGGGAAGCGUCUGGACUCUUCAGCACUAGUGGACAGUCAUCUGAGUUUCCUGACCUGAGCGGAGAAGCAUCUGGAACUUCCGAGGUCAGUGGGCAGCCAUCAGGAUUUCCUUACGGCAGCGGAGAAGCGUCUGGAGUGACGGAGUCCAGCAGCCUCUCCUCUGGACAACCAGACGUGAGCGGAGAAGCUUCUGGAGUUCUUUCUGGUAGUGGUCAGCCAUUUGACAGAACAGACCCGAGUGGAGAAUUCUCCGGGGCUCUCGAUCUCAGUGGGCAGUCCUCGGGGGUGGCGGGAUUUGGGGAAGCCACCCCCCAAGUCCCUGAGCUGGCCUCUGGGGCUGUGAGCGGCAGCGGCGAAUUUUCUGGCAUUGUGCUCGUGGACGCCAGUUUGGUGGAGGUAACCCCCACUCCAUCUAAAGAGGAAGAAGGCUUGGGGUCUGUGGAGCUCAGCGGCUUCCCCUCUGGGGGGCUGGAUGGCAGUGGACAUUCUUCUGGAACAUUCGACUCCAGUGGGCUUCCAUCGCGAGCUCCGGAAUUCAGCGGCCUCCCGAGCGGUGUGGCCGAGGUCAGCGGCGACUCUUGGGGGGCCGAGGCCGGGAGCGGGCUGGCGUCCGGCCUCCCCACCGUCUCCCUAGUGGACAGAACUUGGGUGGCAUCUAGAACCCAGGCCCCCACCGCCCAGGAAGCUGGAGAAGGGCCCUCGGGCUUGUGGGAGCUUGGCGGGGCGCACUCCGGAGAACAUUCUGGAUUUGUGGACCUCAGCGGGCUGCAGCCGGGACGGGAAGCGAGCGGCGGCGACCCACCGAGCCCUCCCGAUUCCAGCGGGGACUUUUCCAGCCCCGCCACUGAUCUAAGUGGCGACUCCUCAGGCCGCGCAAGCGCCAGCGGAGACGCCUCGGGGUCCCCGGACAUCACCUGGAUCGCUUCCGAGUUGGUGGAGGGCGUCACCGAGCCAACCGUUUCCCAGGAGCUCGGCCGGGGACCCCCCGCGACACACACGCCCCCAUUCUCUGAGGCCAGCGGGGAGGUCCCGGUGUGGAGUGGAGCCACGCCAGCCUUCUCCGGGGCCGGGGUAGAAGCUUCUGUGACCCCCGAAGCUAGCGGCGGGUCAUCUGCCUAUCCUGAGGCCACGGUGAACCCCGAGGCCAGCAGCGAAGCGCCAUGGUCCACCCCCGCUGCCUUCCCAGAAGCCGGGCUGGCCAGUGCCUCGGGCCUGGGGGCCAACGGCAGCCCUUGGGCCUUUCAGGAAGGUUCCGGAGUGGGAACAGCCAGCCCAGAAGUAAACACAGAGGUCACCACCGGCUACGAUGUGGACACAGAGGCACCGGUCGCUCCCUCCGCUUCUGGAGACAGGACCGAGAUCAGCGGAGACCCGUCUGGUCACACCUCAGGCCCGGACAUGGACAUCACCGCCAGCAUCGUGGAGUUUGUGCGGCCGACAGAGGGCCCCGCAGAGGCGCAUCUGGAAACUGAGUCCCUGAGUCCCUGGCAGACAGAGGACCAGACCCAAACCUCCAACACGGCCGCUGCCCCAACAGAUGCCUCCAGCCCUACUUCUCGAACACAGGGGUCAGGGGAAGCAGAGUGGACCGGUGAAGACGUGGAUGAAUGCCUGUCAAGCCCUUGUGUGAAUGGAGCCACCUGUGCGGACACCGGCGCCUCUUUCACAUGCUUAUGCCUUCCCAGCUACCGAGGGGACCGGUGUGAGAUUGACCAGGAGGUGUGUGAGGAAGGCUGGACCAAGUUCCAAGGUCACUGCUACCGCCACUUCCCCGACCGCGAGACCUGGGUGGACGCGGAGAGGCGGUGUCGCGAGCUGCAGGCUCACCUGAGCAGCGUGCUCACUCAGGAGGAGCAGGAGUUCGUCAACAAAAACGCUCAGGACUACCAGUGGGUCGGCCUGAAUGACAGGACCAUCGAAGGGGACUUCCGCUGGUCAGAUGGACACCCCCUGCAAUUUGAGAAAUGGCGUCCCAACCAGCCGGACAACUUCUUCGCCGCGGGCGAGGACUGCGUGGUGAUGAUCUGGCACGAGGCGGGCGAGUGGAAUGACGUGCCCUGCAACUACCACCUGCCCUUCACCUGCAAGAAGGGCACGGUGGCCUGCGGUGCGCCCCCCACAGUGGAACAUGCCAGGACCCUGGGCCAGAAGAGAGACCGGUACGAGAUCAACUCCUUGGUGCGGUACCAGUGCACCGACGGCUUCGUCCAGCGCCACGUGCCCACCGUCCGCUGCCAGCCCAGCGGGCACUGGGAGGAGCCGCGUGUCACCUGCACAGACCCCACCGCCUACAAGAGUAAACGGCAGAAGCGGAGCUGGCGGCCAACAGCCCGGCACAGCCCGCCCAGGGCAGCGCACUGAGAGAAGCUUCCAGAACGUUGUCGUACCCAGGAUGCUGAGCCCGGGGGCCCCCCCACCCAGACAGCGUCCUCUCCUGGUUGCUUCUUGUCUUAUAAGGAAUCCCAUUAAAGAAGGAAACACGAAACCCGACAUCGCGUAUGCCCACCCACCGCCAUGCCCCCCAAAACUGCAUCUAAUUUGUCCCCCCACCAAAAGCCAAAGCCAAGCAAACUCACUAUUAACCCAGAGACUGGGGUGAGAGAAAUUCUUCAGUCAGUCCAUCCGUCCAUCCGUCCAUCUGCCCACCGUGCCUUUCCAAGAACCAGCACAGGGACAGGGGAGCAGGGAGGGGUUAAGUUAAAUAAAGAAGAUUAUUUUUUUGUUCCCGGACUUCACCCCAGCCCCAUCGGGUCGGUCUUUGUUUGCCCG
Dipodomys spectabilis (banner-tailed kangaroo rat) is the source of this 6765-nucleotide messenger RNA. It is a transcript of the gene Acan, whose product is annotated as aggrecan. Lineage: Eukaryota; Metazoa; Chordata; Mammalia; Rodentia; Heteromyidae. Gene Ontology annotation, biological process: cell adhesion. The record is from RefSeq and is a predicted model, not a curated record. Gene Ontology annotation, molecular function: calcium ion binding; hyaluronic acid binding.